AUGCCUCCCAAGCGUAAGACUUCCGGUACCAAAAAGGGCACUCCGCCGUCGCUGCUGCAGCACACAAACCCGGAUCUGGUGUCCAAACCGGACUUUACUGCGAGUUCCGGCACUAUAACCGAGGACGAUAUUUUAUCGGCGGUCAGUCCGCAGGAGGUUGUCAAACUUAUAAAUACCCUUACUUCCACAUCGCAGGAUCAACUUUUUACAAAAUUUAAAACCAAAGCAGAAGCCCAAAUUGAACAUGACCAACUUCUUAUUCGAGAUCUUUCAAAACAACUCGAUAAGGCACAACAGGAACUCGUCAAUAAACAGGAAGAGAUUGAACUACUUGAAAUAAAAUUGCAAUCAGCUGCCCCUACAAAUACCCCUGUUAAACAGACACUGCAACAAAAAUACGUUUCUCCAAUACGGCGAAAAACUGGUCAAAAUUUGGACGAAAAUGAUGGACUUUCUGCCGACCAACUUUCGCGCGAGUUGGAACUGAUAGGUAUCACCCUUGAUAUCUUGGAGCUUCUUACUGGGCUCCGAAUCAUCAACUACGAAGAAGAUUCGUCAUCGUUCUACUUUGAUAUCACCCAAAGUUCUACCAAUGCGACUGAAGAUGACGAUGAUAACCGCUUAACUGUAAACUAUCGACUUAUAAUACGAAAAGACACCGCUCAUGCGGCAGACAUAAGCUAUGUUCCCACCUUUUUGGAUAAUAUUGAUGCUGGAAAUGCAGCUGCUAAACAACGAACUCGCCAUUUGACCAACAUUUUACCAGAAUACUUUUGCGAUAACCUCAUGUUCCCAUACAACACGUUGGCACAAUUCUAUGCCAAGAUGGGACGAGCGUUGAAUAAAGGAGUGGAAAAAAAGUGA
Meyerozyma guilliermondii ATCC 6260 is the source of this 864-nucleotide messenger RNA. RefSeq lists its product as uncharacterized. The transcript has a single exon. NCBI's taxonomy places the organism in Eukaryota, Fungi, Ascomycota, Pichiomycetes, Serinales, Debaryomycetaceae. Gene Ontology annotation, molecular function: protein binding; microtubule site clamp. Gene Ontology annotation, biological process: homologous chromosome segregation; attachment of mitotic spindle microtubules to kinetochore; meiotic sister chromatid segregation. The record is from RefSeq and is a predicted model, not a curated record. Bases 1 to 864 code for a protein of 287 amino acids. Gene Ontology annotation, cellular component: monopolin complex; nucleolus; mitotic spindle.